AAUAAAAUUUUAUAUUUCUUAACUUAAACCAUAAGUAUUUUCAGAUUAAAAGGUUGAGGAUGUUGUUUGGUAGAUAGAAUGAGUAGUGGUAGUAGGAAUCCAGCAGCUGAGGCUUUUAAGAUUUGGACCAGACUCUUUAAUCAUCGACCUUUCCUGAAGGGAGAGGUUGAGUACUUUGUCAAGAAUUUUCAAGACAAGCGCGGGGAUCGUGAGAUAGAGAAUAUUUUUGCCGUGCUUGAGCGCGUUUCAGAGCUCAGGGAUUUCGGAGUUGAUCGCCUAGAAGGUGGUAUAGAGACGCCUUGUAAUAAUAUCAGGACAAAUCUACAGACAGCCGAAUCUCUAGUCUCCGAAAUACUACUGCACGAGGACUCGAAAGAGGUAGAGCAAACCCUGCUGGUGAGUAGAGAAGCAAGAGAGAAGGAACUAAAAGAUUUCUCUUCACAUAUUCAAAGAAGAUACUUGAAGAUCGACGAGGACUACCGGAGACGGGAGGUUGACCUCGAGAUUAAAUAUGGGCGAGGUGAGCAUUGAUCCUCGGAUCCUUCUCCGUCCUUCUCCGGAGCUUCUCAACAUUCUCCAAUCCUUCAAAGAUCCUCCUAAAAGUCUCAGAUUAGUUGCCGAGGGCUCAGGGACAGGACUAGAUACUUCAGAUUUAUCAUGGAUAAGAGAAAAUGUUUCUAAGGUUAGACAUCUAACAACCUUAUUAAAGCAGGGG
Molecule: messenger RNA, 715 nt
Organism: Eurytemora carolleeae
Lineage: Eukaryota; Metazoa; Arthropoda; Copepoda; Calanoida; Temoridae
Gene: Muted
Product: biogenesis of lysosome-related organelles complex 1 subunit 5
Exons: 8
Coding region: 79-531 (150 amino acids)
Cellular component (GO): transport vesicle; BLOC-1 complex
Source: RefSeq, a predicted model, not a curated record